AUGACCGAUUCGGAAAGUGAUAAAUCCACAUUUACGGGUCAACCAACACCUGCUGAGGUGACUUUAGCCGAUGUCUCAGCAGUGGUGUCAUAUAUUAAGCAGAUGUGUUUUAACAUAGAUUCUGCCCUUUUGGAUGAAGCCAUUUCGCAGGCUUCCGCAAUUGAAUGUAUUCAGAAAUUAAUCAGCGAUCCCCAAGUUGGCAUGAUUGUUGUCGAUCGUAUAGUCACUAGAGAUACAAAUCCGGAAGAUACAGCUGAUGAAAGUAGCGCAGUGUUGAGGAUCUCGAAUGGAAUGUGUAAGCGUACUGAGCGAACAUCAUCACUCCUUGUUCUCAAAGCUGGUGCGGUUAUCGAGGCUGAUAAAUCUGUCGAGGAACAGCUCUUCGUUGUCAAAGUUCCAGAAAGUAAUCCAUAUGAUGUGUUGCUGUCGAUAUUUGGCAAAAUUGGUACACCUUUCUUCAAAUCGCUGGUUAAAGAGUCAGGAAGGGGAGAACGAGAUGGUGAUAAGCUUGCUUUGUCAGUUGAAAAGAACCUCAGCGAGGUUGAAGUGGCAUUGCUGCAUAUGCAACAAAAUAUCGAUAUUCCCGAAAUAAAUCUCGUCAUCCAUCCGCUUAUUCAAAGCGUUAUUCAAAAAGCAACUGAAGAAGGUCGCAAGGCUCGUGUAACAGAUCUAGGAGAUAAUGUUGAGAAUUCAGUCUUUUUGAAUGCGCUUCAGAAGGGUGUUAGCAGGUGGAUUAAAGAAAUACAAAAGGUAACGAAAUUGGAUCGGGAUGCAGGUUCCGGUACUUCAUUACAAGAGAUGACGUUUUGGUUGAAUCUUGAAAGAGCGCUAUACAAAAUCGCACAAAAACGAGAAUCCGAUGAAGUUAUAUUAACACUUGAAGCGUUGAAAUGUGGUAAACGAUUUCAUGCGACUGUUUCGUUUGAUACAGACACUGGUUUGAAACAAGCAAUGGCGAUGGUGAAUGAUUACAAUGUGCUAAUGAAAGAUUUACCGCUGAAUGAGCUGAUGGCUGCAACUGAUAUGGAUGCGAUACGUAUUGCAUUGGUCAACAUAUUUCUACAUAUGAAAAAAUUACGUAAUACCAAAUAUCCAAUUCAAAGAGCGUUGCGUUUCGUUGAAGCCAUUUCAAAGGAUGUUUACACUCAAAUGCUAAAGGUGCUCGGUACGAGACGUCUCAUGAACAUACCUCUCAAUGAUUUCGAUGCAUUAAUGACACAGUGUUUUGCUGUAUUCGUAACGUGGAAUGAUGAGUACGAUAAACUAUCAACGUUAAUGCGUGAUUUGUCGAAGAAAAAACGUGAUGAACAACUCAAAUUGACGUGGCGUAUCAAUCCACAACACAAAAAACUUGAAGCGAGACUCGACCAAAUGCGACAAUUCAGGCGUCAGCAUGAACAGUUACGCACAGUAAUAUCACGAGUGUUGCGUCCAGCAGGUGGAAGUAUUCACAGUGAUACGGUGAAUGCAGAAGGUGAUGUUGAGAAGACAGCAGCAAUGAAUGGUGCUGAUUUGAGUGCUAUCGAACAGGUGAAUAUUGCUUAUGAGAAUGUCAAAGAAGUGGACUGUCUUGAUGUGAGCAACGAUGGAACCGUUGCUUGGGAAGCAGCAAUCAGAAGAUAUGAAGACCAAAUUGAUCGAGUUGAAACUCAAAUAACAGCGCGUUUACGUGACCAGUUGGGUGGUGCAAAAAAUGCCGAUGAAAUGUUUACGAUAUUCCAACGUUUCAACGCAUUAUUCGUACGACCGCACAUUCGUGGUGCGAUUCGUGAGUAUCAGGCACAGCUCAUUCAACGAGUCAAAGAGGAUAUCGAUCAGUUACAAAUUCGCUUUACAAAUUUUUCGGAAUCGUCAAAUGAACGCAGUCUGAGUAUGAUUGACAUUCCACCGUUUUCCGCAUCAAUAAUCUUCAUUCGACAAAUUGAUCGUAAACUAACACAGUAUAUGAAACGAAUUGAAGAUGUAUUGGGACGAGGCUGGGAGAAUCAUGUUGAAGGUCGUCGCCUGAAGCAGGAAGGUGAUAAUUUCCGUCAAAAAUUGAACACACAGCCCAUCUUCGAGGAGUGGAUUGCAAAAGUUCAGUCAAAGAAUAUUUCGCUUACGGGUCGAGUUUUCUCCAUCGAAAAACGUCAAAAAGAUGGUCGUAUUGCAUUGAAACUUAAAGUUAAUUUCUCACCAGAUGUUGUUACGCUUUUUAAAGAGGUUCGAAAUCUAAAACAUAUGGGCUUCCGUAUUCCUCUAAAGAUUGUCAAUACAGCACAUCAAGCAAAUCUUUUAUAUCCAUUUGCCAUAUCACUUCUUGAAUCGUUGCGAACGUAUGAUUCCAUUAAUGAGCGUAUCCAAGGAAAAGAGGGUAUCAAUCUACUGAUCGCUUCAUGCAAAAAGGACAUACAGAAUCAACUUGCUGAGGGUAAUACCUUGCAAUGGGAAUCAUAUAAGAUGGAUCCUUAUGUGGUGAAGCUAUCUGAAACCAUAAGUAAUUAUCAAGAAAAAGUGGAAGAAUUGGAUAUGGUGUUGGAUAGAAUCGAGGUCGAUCUAGCCGCACUGGACACAUGUCAGUAUUCAUCAGCCACCAUCGCUGCGCUCUUAUCAUCAAUUCAAAAAGCUGUCGACCAACUUUCCCUUGGCAAUUACUCGAAUUUACAUUAUUGGGUUGAGAGCAUCGAUAAAAGGAUCGAGAAGAAAUUAGCGUCACGAGUGGAGGAAGCAAUCCGUUUAUGGACGUUAGUGCUAACGCAUGAAGAAGUGGAUGAUGAAAGUGAAGAAAAGGUUCUCUUGCCAGCGUUACAACCGAUCGUUCUGGAGAUGCGUGUCACUUCGCAGGUGAUGUAUGUGAGUCCGAGUAUUGAGCAGGCUCGAGCUCAUCUACUGGAUCAACUUCUUGCGUGGCAAUCCAUUGUUAUCAGUCAACCAAGAAUAUCCAGUACCAGAUUCCAGUUGGCUCUUGUUCGGGACAGCACAGACACGACAUAUCGUGAUGUGUUAGCACGGUUACCACAAGGUCAAAAGAUAUUAGAACAAGCUUAUACAGCUGUUGAGAAGGUGAUCAAGGAAGUUGCAGAGUAUGUUGGUGAAUGGCUGCGAUAUCAGGCCUUAUGGGAUUUGCAACCGGAUUUGUUGUAUGAACGUUUGAGUAAUGAUGUGUCGAAAUGGAUGAAAACGUUAGUGGAGAUUCGCAAAUCACGAUCAACGUUCGAUACACAAGAAACAAGAAAAGAAAUAUUCCCAGUAGUUGUUGAUUAUGCAAAAGUGCAGUCGAAAGUAUCGUUGAAGUACGACUAUUGGCAUCGUGAAAUCCUGCAGAAGUUCGGCACAUCUGUUGGUCAGGAAAUGCAAACAUUCUUCUCGGAGAUUUCGAAAUGGCGGCAUGAACUCGAAGAACAAAGUGUUGAUAGUGGCACGACGAGUGAUGCGAUUCAGUUGAUCACUUAUGUUCAGCAGCUCAAAAAGAAAACCAAAACAUGUCAAGAAAGGGUUGAACAGUUUCGUGCCGCACAGCGUUUACUCACCCAUCAACGUUAUCAGUUCCCAUCAGCUUGGUUAUAUUCGGAGCAUAUUGACGGUGAAUGGUCGGCCUUAAGUGAUAUAUUGGAACGUAAAGAUUCUGCAAUCCAAGCACAGGUAGCGAAUCUACAGUCAAAGAUCAAGGAAGAGGAUGAGUUGGUCGAGAAAAGAACUGAGGAUGUUCUCGGUGAGUGGGACAAAGCGAAGCCGAUUAAGGGAUCGCAAAAACCGACGGAUGCAUUGGCCUCGUUAGCGGCGUUCGAAGCAAAACUGAAUAAAGUGAAAGAGGAUCGUGAGAAUAUGGUAAAAGCAAAAGGUGCUCUUGAGAUGAACGAGCCGAUCGUUGCUGGCUCACACGCUGCCAAGCUUGACGUUGCUGUCGAGGAACUGAGCGAUCUCAAAGGUGUGUGGCAGUCACUGACACCACUCUACAAUGCAAUUGAAGAAAUGAAGGAAAAAACUUGGUUAUCGGUACAGCCACGUAAGCUGCGUCAAAAUCUUGACGAAUUAUUAGCCCAGUUGAAACAACUUCCGGCCAAGUACCGUUCCUAUGAAUCCUAUGAUUAUGCCAAGCGAAUGAUGCAUAACUAUUCAAAGAUGAAUAUGAUUGUGGUUGAAUUGAAAUCUGAAGCAUUGAAAGAGCGUCACUGGAAGCAGUUGAUGAAAGAGUUGAGAGUGUCGUGGAACAUCUCAGAGUUAACGCUUGGUCAAGUUUGGGACGCUGAUUUACUGCGCUAUGAAUCAGCCAUUAAGCAAGUUCUUUUAGUUGCACAAGGUGAACUAGCCCUUGAGGAGUUCCUGAAACAGGUACGUGAGUAUUGGCAAUCGUUUGAAGUGGAUUUAGUGAAUUAUCAGAAUAAAACAAAAUUAAUUCGUGGUUGGGAUGAGCUGUUCAACAAACUCAAAGAACAUAUGAACUCGUUAACGGCUAUGAAAUUAUCACCUUAUUAUAAGCAAUUCGAAGAGGAUGCGUUGGCAUGGGAAGAAAAAUUGAAUAAAAUUAGUGCAUUAUUUGAUGUAUGGAUCGAUGUUCAACGUCGAUGGGUCUAUCUGGAGGGUCUUUUCUCGGCAUCGGCUGAUAUCAAAACUUUGUUACCAGUUGAAUCAGCUAGAUUCGCAAGUAUUUCAACAGAAUUUUUGGCACUGAUGAAAAAAGUGACAGCAGCACCACGUAUUCUUGACGUUGUGAAUAUGCAAGGCGCACAACGAGUUUUGGAGAGACUUGCUGAUAUGUUGUCGAAAAUACAAAGAGCUCUUGGCGAAUAUUUGGAACGAGAAAGAAGUUCAUUCCCAAGAUUUUAUUUCGUUGGUGAUGAAGAUUUACUCGAAAUUAUGGGGAAUAGUAAGGACAUAACACGUUUACAAAAACAUCUCAAAAAAAUGUUCGCUGGAAUAACAUCUAUCGAUGUUGACGAGGAGAAUCUCUUGGUAACUGCACUGAAUAGUCGUGAGGGCGAACGAGUGCAACUGGUGAAGCCGGUCAGCAUUAAGGAAAAUCCGCGAAUCAACGAGUGGUUGCGUUUAGUUGAAAACGAAAUGCAAAAUACAUUAGCUCAUUUGGCCACAGAAGCGUUGAAUAAUUUCUCGAAGAUGGACGUUAUGACGGUGGAACCGCAACAUUUUAUGGAUUGGUUAGACCAGUAUCCGGCGCAAGUGAUCGAUUUAGCAGCAAAUAUAUGGUGGUGUGCUCAAGUGGAGAAGAGAUUAUCGGAAGGAAAAACCGUCGAAGACGUUGAAAAUACGGUCGAUACGGCGUUGGCGCUGCUCGCCGAUAGUGUUCUGCGAGAGCAACCGCCAAUAAGACGAAAGAAAAUCGAAUCACUUAUCACAGAGUUUGUGCACAAACGAGACAUUUGUCGCGGUUUAGUGGCCAAUAAAGUGACAUCGUUAACGAGUUUUUAUUGGCUUCGAUGUAUGCGUUUCUAUUUGGAUUCUCGUCAAGCCGAUCCUCGCCAGUGCUGUAACGUUCGGAUGGCUAACGCACAAUUCCCAUACGGUUUCGAAUAUCUCGGUAUACAAGAAAAACUUGUGCAAACACCACUAACUGAUCGAUGCUACUUAACAAUGACACAAGCACUUCAUUCAAGGUUUUUUUAUAAAUGCUUUUGA
This is a messenger RNA of Anisakis simplex (herring worm), 5613 nucleotides long. Lineage: Eukaryota; Metazoa; Nematoda; Chromadorea; Rhabditida; Anisakidae. The record is from the annotation of a GenBank genome assembly.